This is a messenger RNA of Anguilla rostrata (American eel), 2482 nucleotides long. RefSeq names its product ELL associated factor 2 (gene eaf2). The record is from RefSeq and is a predicted model, not a curated record. Lineage: Eukaryota; Metazoa; Chordata; Actinopteri; Anguilliformes; Anguillidae. Gene Ontology annotation, molecular function: transcription elongation factor activity. Gene Ontology annotation, cellular component: super elongation complex. Gene Ontology annotation, biological process: regulation of DNA-templated transcription; transcription elongation by RNA polymerase II. The transcript is spliced from 6 exons. Bases 120 to 929 code for a protein of 269 amino acids.
AGGAAAAAAAAGAACUAACCGCAGGUUCAGAAGUGAUGUGGCCUAUAAUGCCAUAGAUGGUAUCGAAUGGAAGAGAAAAGUUACAUGUUGGUAACAUAUGGUAGCAAACUUUUGUUAGAAUGAAUGGAGCAGCUUACUCAAACUUUGACAACCAAGAACACGUUCUCAAAUUAGGCGAAACAUUUGAGAAACAACCGAAAAGCGCAUUCCACACAGUACGAUAUGAUUUCAAACCCGCUUCCAUUGACACCGCAUGCGAGGGGGAGCUGGAGGUCGGGAAAGGAGAGCAGGUGACGAUUACUUUGCCAAAUCUGGAGGGAUCGACCGCACCGAUAACGGUUUUCAAAGGCUCCAAGCGACCGUACAUGAAAGAAUGCAUCCUGAUCGUGAACCACGACACCGGGGAAUACCGGCUGGAAAAGCUCAACAGCAACAUUGCGGUGAAGAAGACCAGGGCGGAGGGCAGCAGUAAGAUCCAGUCCCGGCUGGAGCAGCAGACCAAUCGGCUGAGCCAGCAGAUGAAGAGUGGGAAUGGGGGAGGCAGCAAGGCCCCGUCCGGCUCCAAGAGCUCCCCUCCCAAAGAAAAGCUCUCCCCCAGCUCCCCCAUGGACGAUAUCGAAAGAGAGCUGAUGGCCGAGGCCCGGGAGAUGGAUCAGAUGAGCAGCGGGGGCAGCUCCUCUGAGUCCCGAAGCUCCUCCUCCAGCAGCGAGGACAGCUCCAGCAGCAGCAGCGACUCCGAGGACGAGGCUCGGCCCCGCCCCCCCGCUCCCUCCGGCCCCGCCCACUCCUCUGGCCCCGCCCACAGCAUGCCCGUCAUCUCCGCCUCUCACAGUCGCGCCGAGGAGGCCGGGGGCGGCGGCCACUUGAUGAGCACGCUCAAAAACGACCUUCAGCUGAGUGAGUCCGGAAGUGAAAGUGAUGAUUACUGAUUGUGGAUCACCUGAGGAGAGAGAGAGAGAGAGAGAGAGGGGGAAUGAGUGAGUGAGUGAGUGAGUGAAGGAGAGAGGUGUGUCUGCUGCCCUGACCACCUUAAGGAACGUGGCUUUUUAGGCCUAAAUGUGCUGGUGGAACAGUCAUGCAUUUCUGCCUAUCCGAAUGGCCUCGUUAUGAGUUGGAUUCCUUAAAGUAUCUCUUCUGUAUUUUAUUUCAAUCACUUUAUCAGUUUAUCAUCUCAGUUGUGCAGAGGACCAGGAGUGAAUGUUGUGAUUCCUUUAAGAGCAACUCUUGUAUUAUUUGUUUUCAGUUUUGUUUUUUUUGUUUUGCUUUGGGGGGGGGGACUCAGUGCAGAACUGGAAGCCAGCGUUGUGUAGUUUUUGGGUGGUGUUAUGCUGCCAAGAUCAUUCAGUGUACUUCAACCAUAUCACUAUACCAGUGUAGCCUUUUCUGUGCUGGACUUCAGCAAAGGAGAUCUUUUCAGUCAAGUCAGCGCUCAUUCAACGAUGGAACGAGCCUUGAGCUUUUGCCUUAUGUUGUACAGCCGUAUGACCUUAAAGCCUGUGGAGGUCAGGAAGUACCUGUGGCUUCUUCAGUCAGAAAUAAGAGGACGAUAGCUACUUUCAUUACUUUCACUUGUGUUCUGCUUGAACAGAUCUUUGUAGAGCUUUUUCGACCCUUGUGCUGCUUAUGCCAUAUCAAGGAUGUUUGUCUUGAUGAAUUGCUGCACUACUUAUACUUAAAAUAAGAAACUUAAUCAUUUUUGAGUCUUAAAAUUAAGGUCAUGAGCCCAUACGAAGACAUUAUGUAUCUCAGAGAUCAUGCUUCUUGGCUUUUGCGCUUGAAACCUGCAAUACUUGAAUCUGUCUCGUCAUGAUUAUUUAUUUUUCCGAUAUUUGCAGAAUAGACCAACACACUUUUGUUUUAAACAUGGAGAGGCAACGGACUUGGUCUUUGUGUAGUAUGGACAUUUAGCUGCUAGUAAUUAACUACAUUUAAGUCUGGUUAAAAUCAUCAUGUGCACGUGUUUGGAUGGUGAACUGAAGGCUUUUGCAGAAAUCUUUUUUUUUCAGUUACAGCAACAUUUUCAUUUCCUUGAAUAUUUCAAACUUCCAUGACUGGCUGUUAGUAUUCAGCUGUGGUCGAUUACCUGACCAUUCCUGGGACUUAAGACAGGAGAUAUUUAUGUGUAGAGGGCUGCAGCUGUGUUUGUACAGGCACUGUGAUACGCACAACAUGCUUUCUCAAUUAAAAAAAAAAAAAAAAAAGAAGUAGAAGAACCGCUUUUCUAAGGGGCUGAUGGUCUGGUGACAAACGCAUCGUGUAGAAUCUGAAAAGAUGUGGGCGUGCUUAUGGCCGCCGUUGAGCCCGCGUGUGGGCGUGACGCGCUGAACCCCAAACGGACCUACGGACAGGACGGUCCUCCGGAAGAGCAUCUCCACCCCAGCGUCGCCACCGCCGGGUCCGUGACCCCACUGGACCUGCCCCUCAGUGACUCGCUGGCGUAUGUACUGAAAAUGUAUGGAUCAAUAAAGAUUUUAAAAGUCAA